Penicillium cosmopolitanum is the source of this 1041-nucleotide messenger RNA. Its product is annotated as amidohydrolase family protein. Gene Ontology annotation, biological process: secondary metabolic process. The record is from RefSeq and is a predicted model, not a curated record. The transcript has 2 exons. Gene Ontology annotation, cellular component: cytosol; cytoplasm. Lineage: Eukaryota; Fungi; Ascomycota; Eurotiomycetes; Eurotiales; Aspergillaceae. The coding region runs from base 1 to 1041 and encodes 346 amino acids. Gene Ontology annotation, molecular function: carboxy-lyase activity; hydrolase activity.
AUGCCGCCCAUUAACACCCGGACCAAAAUCGACACGCAUCACCACUUCGUUCCAGAAUUUUACAACAAAGCUGUUCAGAAUGCGGGUGGAGAUCCCUCUGGCUUCCCCACACCUCAAUGGAGCCCCGAGUCCGACGAAGCAUCCAUGGAAGUGAAUGGAACGAGAACUGCUAUUCUUUCCGUGACUGCUCCUGGACCAGUCAUUGCAGGUAACGACCAGGAUGCAAGGGAGCUAGCUCGAGAGUGCAAUAACUACGCAGCCUCCCUUCGUGACCAAAACCCCACACAAUGGGGCUUCUUCGCGGCAAUGCCAUCCCUUCUGGACACUGAAGGCACCCUCGCCGAGAUCCGUUAUGCCUUGGAUGUAUUGAAGGCCGACGGUGUCACUCUUUUUACCCGCUAUGGCCCAAAGAAUCAAUAUCUCGGGCAUCCAGCAUUCGACCCAAUCUGGCAAGAACUAAACUCUCGUUGUGCAGUGGUAUUCAUCCACCCAACUCAUCCAAUUGACCCACACCGAGUCAAUGAGAUCUUCGCACAGUCUACAGUCGAUUAUCCCCACGAAACAACCCGUACUGCGGUUGAUCUGAUUUCUUCAGGCACCAAGCGCAAAUACCCGGACUGCAAGGUCAUAUUGUCCCAUGCCGGUGGGACUCUUCCAUGGUUGAUCUCUCGAGUAACACCCUCGCUCCGCGGGCUUCCAUUUGACGCCAAUGCGGGCCCCAAGUCUUAUGAAGAAUGGAUAGAAGAUUUCCGAUCAUUCUAUUACGAUCUCGCCCUCUCCAGCUCGCCCCUCAUUCUGACCGCCCUUCUGGGUUCUGUGCCACAUGAUCAUAUUCUUUAUGGUGAACUCCCUAUUCUAGCCGACAGGCUGCUCUUUGAAUUAUAUCUUCUGACUUUUCUAGGAUCGGAUUCGCCCUACGCUCCGGCAGAAAAGAUAGCACGAUUCAAGGAAGAUCUUGACAAUUUCCCGAUGGACCAGGAUCUCAAGGAUAAGAUCUUUUUCAAAAAUGCGUUGGCACUGCUGCCCCGGUUAGAUAAAUAG